Molecule: messenger RNA, 1008 nt
Organism: Capsicum annuum
Lineage: Eukaryota; Viridiplantae; Streptophyta; Magnoliopsida; Solanales; Solanaceae
Exons: 5
Coding region: 34-756 (240 amino acids)
Source: RefSeq, a predicted model, not a curated record
UCUAUUUAAAGUGUUUUUUCUCCAAUUGGUGCCAUGCAUACACCAUUCUCAGCUCUCAGCUCUGUUGUGAUGUUGUCCGAGCAACCGUCACCUCCGACGCUGCGGCUGCCGCCACCACCUCCACAACCGACACCGGCUGAGAUCGGAAUCGUGAUGGAUGAUUUCUCGAGCGAAUCAUCCGAAUACUCGUAUGUUUCGAGUGUUUCGAGUGAUUCGGAUUCGGAUUUGGAGUUGGAAUCGGAGGUGAAGAAGCAAAAGCUUAAUGAGGAGGAGGGGAAAGGGGAUGAUGAUUCGAGCGACUCCAAAAAAUUGGAUCCUUUACCAAUGACGCCUGAUAUGGAAGAUUCAGAUUCAGAUGAUCAGUUUGUGUUUGACGAUGAUGGCUGGAAGAAGUAUUCUCAACAGCUACAAGAAAGCGAGGGAUUUGACAUUAAAGAUUAUCCUGGUGCGGAUCCAAGGGUUACCAUAUUCCCUAGGCCAAACUACUUGGAAUGUCCUAAUAAUGUUAAAAUGAUGAAGUAUUAUGCUGCACAGGCACUUAAGCUGUACAAUCAGAAAUUUGAGACACUAUAUGAGGUCAAUGACAUUCUCAAGGUUAAUGGAGAUGACUGCGGCAUGUACGAUGUUUACUAUAUUACCUUUACGGUUACAAAUGGAGAGAAGGAAUAUUUUCAAGCUAAGGUGGUGGAACGUUUAGGUAGAUUUUUGCGUAUCUCAAUCAUUAGGCCAAGGGCGAAUGGAGCUUCUGGCAUAUAGUGGAUGUGAAGUCUGUGCAUCAUUUUGCCCCGGGUUCAAGCUUUAGUUUUGCGUUUACAGCUCUUGUCAAUGUUGGACACUGUUUCUAGUAAAUUGUGCCUUUAUUUUAAGUUAGUUUGUCGUUGCUGGUAAUUGAAAGUGGUGGGAUUAUCUAUCUAUGUCUAGCGUAAAAAGGAGGAAGAACAACUGUGUCUGAACUUUGUUAUGACUUACGGAAUUAAGUUUAAGAUAAUUUUAAUGUGAUGUUUUAUU